AUGCCGGAUGGAUUUCACGGCCCCGUUGGUCGACUCCGCCAUGUUGCUCGUGUAGGCGCAGCGGAGGGUGACGGUGCUGCGGAUGGUCCUGUGGCUGCAGAUGGGCGAGGCGCAGCGGAUGGCCCUUGCGCUUCAGAUGGCACUGGCGCUGCGGAUGAUGUUGGCGCUGCGGAUGAUGAUGGUUCAGCGGAUGAUGCUGAUGGUACUGGCGCUGCGGAUGAUGGUGGUGAUGCAGAUGGGCGGGGCAAAGAGGAGGGUCCUGUGGAUGAACAUGGGCGAGGCGAUGCGGGUGGCCCUGGCGCUGCAGAUGGUUUUGGCGCUGCGGAUGAUGCUGGUGCUGCGGAUGGGCGGGGCUCAGAAGAGGGUGAUGAUGCUGCGGAUGGGCGAGGCGCUGCGGAUGGUCCUGGCGUUGGGGAUGGGCAGGGCGCAUAG
This is a messenger RNA of Closterium sp. Naga37s-1, 432 nucleotides long. The record is from the annotation of a GenBank genome assembly. NCBI's taxonomy places the organism in Eukaryota, Viridiplantae, Streptophyta, Zygnematophyceae, Desmidiales, Closteriaceae.